CAGUGAUAACAUGGCAUCUUCUGGUCCAGGACGAGGCUCGAGCCAGACGCGCAAAGUGCCUACGAUGCGACCGGGACUGGGAGUCGGAGGCAGGCCAGGCGUCAACAGAGCAGCCACUGCCACGCCCGUCAUGAAUGGCCGUAUAUCACCAGCCGACAGCAUUGCAUCGUCGCGGAAUAGGACUCCGAAGCGCAAAGCACCGCCGGGACUGGACAGCGAGGUUGCGGAGGAGACCAACAUCAAUGUCGUGGUACGGUGUCGGGGGCGCAAUGACAGAGAGGUCAAGGAAAACAGCGGCGUGGUGGUCUCAACCGAUGGCAUCAAGGGCAAGAAGGUGCAAUUAUCCAUGGGUCCCAAUGCGCUGAGCAAUAAGGCCUAUGAGUUUGACAAAGUCUUUUCGCCAGCAUCAGAUCAGGGCAUGGUGUUUGAGGAAGUCGUGGCUCCGAUUCUCGAUGAAGUCCUCAAUGGCUUCAACUGCACCAUUUUCGCCUACGGACAGACGGGAACUGGCAAGACGUACACCAUGUCAGGCGAUAUCAGCGACACUCUGCCUAUUCCCGAGGCAGCAGGCAUCAUUCCUCGAGUAUUACAUACUCUAUUCGCAAGACUUGGCGAGGACGAGGAGGAAAAGAUCGAGCACAGUGUCAAGUGUUCAUUUAUUGAGCUUUACAAUGAAGAAUUACGCGAUUUACUUGCUGCUGAUGACCACACAAAAUUGAAAAUCUUUGACGACGCCAACAAGAAUGGCAGGACUACGACAAUGGUACAAGGAAUGGAGGAAAGCCACAUCGAAACUGCAUCCAAGGGAAUCAAGCUGCUGCGAGAUGGGAGUCACAAGAGACAAGUUGCUGCCACUAAGUGCAACGACCUAUCUUCGCGCUCACAUACCGUCUUUACCAUUACUGUAUAUCAGAAGCGCACGUCAGAUGCGGGAGAGGACUACGUCUCAGCGGGUAAGCUGAACCUAGUAGAUCUGGCUGGAUCUGAAAAUAUUCAGCGUUCUGGAGCAGAGAACAAGCGUGCUGCUGAGGCGGGUCUGAUCAACAAGUCCCUACUCACACUUGGGCGCGUUAUCAAUGCAUUGGUUGACAAAAGCAGCCAUAUUCCCUACCGAGAGUCUAAGCUUACCAGACUCCUUCAAGAUUCGCUCGGUGGCAGGACGAAGACGUGCAUUAUAGCAACGCUAUCGCCUGCAAAGAGCAACCUUGAAGAGACAAUCAGUACGCUAGACUAUGCUUUCCGCGCGAAGAACAUUCGCAACAAGCCGCAAGUCAACCAGAUGGUGUCCAAGAAGACGUUACUUAGGGAGUUCACUUCAGAGAUCGAGAAGCUCAAGUCGGAGCUUAUCGCAACCAGGCAGCGGAACGGUGUAUACCUGACGGCAGAGGCAUACGAGGAUAUUACAACCGAGUCAGAGUCUCGAAGGAUCUUGAGCGUAGAGCAGCGAGACAAGAUUGAGACGAUGGAAGUCAACCUGCGUAACAAAGUCAAUGAGCUAUUUCUAUUGACCAGUAGUUUUCAAAUGAUGAAGAAAGGGAAUGAAGAAACCAAAGCAGUGCUCGAACAGACGAAGGGUGUGCUCGCUAAGACUGAGCUGGUCCUGGAACACACCAAAUCUGUGCUGGCCGAGGAGGAACUCCUACGAAAAGCUCAUGAAGAAACUGAAGAACGACUAGCUGAGGUUGGAGGCGAUCUCUUGGGUACUCUGGAAACAACCACGAAUCAUGUUGACAAGCUGCACUCCAAGCUACGAAGACGAUCGGAUUUGCAAGAUGUGAAUCGCAUGAGGUGGGCAGACUCUCAAGGACAAGUCGCAACAGCUACCAUGAGCGUAGAGGAUCGCAUCGAAAGCUUGCGCGCUCAACAAGAGAGCUUGCUCUCAUCCCUAUCGGGUCGGAUGCAGACAUUUGUGUCUGAUGAGAUGAAAGAACUCAGAUCAUCACAGGACUUGUUGCAGCAGAAGGCCGCGGCUUUUGAGGCCUCUCACGCCGAGGUAAACGCACAGACGAGCAAGUCCCGAGAUGGCAUGAAUGAAGUGCUGCAAGAAAUUGGCACUCUGCGCGAGGAAGUCAAGCAAAAGGUCGGCGCUGGCUUGGACGAUCUUUCGACAGCUGGGCAACGCAUCAGCGAGGGCAUUGCGACAGAACUCGAUGCCUUCCACGGGCAAUUGCAAGACGCAUAUGUGAGCCUUGGUCGUGACUUCAAGGCACUAUUCGAAGAUCUGAUCCGCCGCAUGACUGAGCAACAAGCAGAAGCGCAGCGUCUCCGCCAGGAUAUCACAGAAGCCAACGCAGGAUUCGUGGAGUCCAGUCAAGCGUCACAAGACCACCUCCGUCAAGCUGUAGAGAAAGAGCGCGAAGUUGCAUCGAGAGAACGCGAGGCUCUUCUAGUGCAGAUCGGGUCACUCGUCAGCAAUUCCGCGGCAGCACAAGAAGCACGCAUGGCAGGUUAUCUAGAAAGCGCCAACAAGCGUAUCAAGACAUCGGCAGACGAGUAUGCCAUGGCGCAGCAAACAUACGGCAGUGGCAUGGAUGCGUGGACUAGCACUGGCCAGGGACUCAUCGACUCGUCUGUUCAGGCCAGAGAGUCUAUCAAGACGAAGCUCAAGGCUGACUGGACGAACGCGAACGAGAAUACCAUCAAGAUCACCGAGACGACCAAAGCAGUGCACGGCGAGACCAUCCGUAUCGUUAAUGGUCAGAAGGCUCAAAUGGACAACCAACUCGUUGCUUUGGACGAGAUCGUCUCCAGAGUGCGCUCGCAGAACGAAGAGCACCACGACGCUCACACAGCCAGCCUCAGCCAGCUUGCAAGUAAUGUUCAAGAUAGCUACCGCAACCUCGGCGAACACUUCGGGACCUCAUACAGCCGCACACAAGCCCUCGACGUCGACAUGCAAGAACGCGCCGAAGUUCUCGUGCAAACACUGCCGGAGCUGGCUGAAGAAGGUGAAAUCCGACGAUCACUUCGCGUCUUACGCGAAGAAAACGGUUCUGCUGCGAUGGCCGAAUACUCCAUCACAGGCGACACUCCUGCCCGAAUGCAAUACACUUACCCAACAGUGCUACCACGCACAGAAAACCAUGAAACCCUCCUCAAUCGUAUGAGAGGCAUCGUACCAAGAGAGCCCCUGGCUUCGCCGCUCAAGUCGCCUAAGAAGCGUCUGUCACCAUCGAAGGCGCGGAACAGUCCUUCAAAGAGUAGUCCCAGCAAACCUCAGACUAGCCCUACGAAGACGACGAAUGUCUUCACUGACACACCGCCGGUCUUGACCUUCUCAGUGGCACCUGCUUCGGCGCCUACUUCCAGACCUCAGACUGCAAGUUCGCUGAGUAGUUUGAGUAGUCUGAGAGAACUUGACGCUAAUGUGGCCCCUAACAUAGGCUCUCUUGCGCCACCAACAACAACUUUCACCAUUGACGAAGGUGUUGAUGAGGAGGGAAUCAUCGAUGCUUCCUCGAUUUGCAAGGUUUCUGAACCGAAGUUGAGAAGACAUCAGACUGAUAGUGCUAUUGCCAAACAGGGAGAAACCAAGUUGCCCACGAAACGGAGCACUAGGAUGACUGUCGCGGGAGGAGCGGGACUUCUUGGGGCCGAGAGCGAGAAGGAGAAUGUCAAUUUGAGCGCGAGUGUCGGUGCUGGCGGGAGAAGAUUGAGAAGUAGAGGAAGUGAUUGAUUAGUGAGCAGAGAA
This is a messenger RNA of Sphaerulina musiva SO2202, 3691 nucleotides long. Its product is annotated as kinesin-domain-containing protein. Lineage: Eukaryota; Fungi; Ascomycota; Dothideomycetes; Mycosphaerellales; Mycosphaerellaceae. The record is from RefSeq and is a predicted model, not a curated record. The transcript has a single exon. Gene Ontology annotation, biological process: microtubule-based movement; mitotic spindle assembly. Gene Ontology annotation, molecular function: microtubule binding; ATP binding; plus-end-directed microtubule motor activity. Gene Ontology annotation, cellular component: nucleus; spindle microtubule. The coding region runs from base 11 to 3676 and encodes 1221 amino acids.